Molecule: messenger RNA, 3892 nt
Organism: Crotalus tigris (Tiger rattlesnake)
Lineage: Eukaryota; Metazoa; Chordata; Lepidosauria; Squamata; Viperidae
Gene: GARNL3
Product: GTPase activating Rap/RanGAP domain like 3
Exons: 29
Coding region: 474-3497 (1007 amino acids)
Biological process (GO): regulation of small GTPase mediated signal transduction; activation of GTPase activity
Cellular component (GO): cytoplasm
Molecular function (GO): GTPase activator activity
Source: RefSeq, a predicted model, not a curated record
AACAUCUUUAUAUAUAUAUAUAUAUAUAUAUAUAUAUAUAUAUGUAGUAUGGUGAGCAGAAUUGAUUGCAGAGGGUGAGAUCAAAGAGAAGGCGAGGUGAGUGGCGCGCCAGGGCGUCCGAGCAUGUGCAGAGAGACUCAGCCUCCGGGCGAAGGGCUUGGAGGCAAGCGAGGAAAGAGUGGAGCUGCGCCAGGUAGGGGCCAGCCUGGGGAUGGGAACUCGGGGGCUUCUCCCUUCGCCAUCGCCUCCCUCUCCUGCUCUUUUUUUUCUUUUUUUUCCGGGCGCCCCUCGCCCGAACGGGGCGGACCCAAGCGCUGGAAGGGAAGGAGAAGCGGUGCAGAGAGGCAGAAGAAGCCCAGCUGGGGACUGGCAGCCAGCCGGGCUGCUAGCCACCCAGCCAGCCGGCCGGCCCCAGCACGCUCGCUCGCUCCUCCCGCUGUCCCGGGCCGCCCCCCAGCCCAGGACCUGGGGCCAUGGCGCUAGAGGCAGCCCCCUUGUCCCAGCUGCGGAGCCGGCGCGCCGCCUGGCUGAAAAAGGGGGUCAGCUUUGACUGCGAGAGCGAAGGAGACCAUUCCGUCUCCGAAGACCUCGGAUGUAGACGGGGAGAAUUCAGUCGGAAACACUACGGUUCAGUAGAGCUGCUUAUCUCCAGUGAUGCUGAUGGAGCCAUUCAAAGGGCUGGCCGGUUCCGAGUGGAAAAUGGCUCACUGGAUGAGAAUGCCGAUUACACACCUGGAACGUGGCACAGAACAGAUGUGCAUUUGGAGAACCCGGGAUACCACACCAGGUGGUACUUCAAGUAUUUUCUAGGAAAAGUUCAUCAGAACUACGUCGGCAUGGAUGCAGAGAAGAAUCCCUUUUUCUUAUCCGUCGUGCUCUCCGAUCAAAACAAUCAGCGUGUCCCUCAAUACCGAGCGAUCCUCUGGAGAAAAACAGGAACCCAGAAGAUUUGCCUCCCGUAUAGCCCUACGAAAACCUUGUCUGUAAAAUCCAUUUUAAGUGCCAUGAACCUUGACAAAUUUGAGAAAGGGCCCCGGGAAAUCCUUCACCCGGAAAUUCAAAAGGAUUUAUUGGUCCUUGAAGAGCAAGAGGGCUCCGUCAAUUUCAAGUUUGGAAUUCUUUAUGCCAAAGAUGGACAGCUAACAGAUGAUGAGAUGUUUAGCAAUGAGACCGGAAGUGAAAGUUUUCAGAGGUUGUUGAGUCUCUUGGGGGACACAGUGACUUUGAAGGGCUGGAACGGCUACCGAGGGGGACUGGACACCAAAAAUGACACAACAGGGAUUUAUUCCAUCUAUACCGUCUACCAAGGGCACGAAAUCAUGUUCCACGUCUCAACCAUGCUUCCAUACUCAAAAGAGAACAAACAGCAAGUGGAAAGGAAGAGGCACAUCGGAAAUGACAUUGUCACCAUCGUGUUCCAGGAAGGAGAAGCAGCUUCACCAGCUUUCAAGCCGUCCAUGAUCCGUUCUCACUUCACACAUAUCUUUGCCUUAGUGCGAUACAACAAACAAAGCGAUAGCUACAGGCUGAAAAUCUUUUCUGAAGAGAGUGUUCCUCUUUUUGGACCACCGCUUCCCUCCCCGCCCGUGUUUACCGACCACCAGGAGUUCAGGGAUUUCCUUCUGGUGAAAUUGAUCAACGGGGAAAAAGCCACCUUGGAAACACCCACCUUUGCUCAGAAGCGACAACGAACCCUUGACAUGUUAAUCCGCUCCUUAUACCAGGAUCUCAUGCCUGACAUGCACAAGAACAUGCUUAACAGGAGAUCCUUUAGCGACGUUUUGCCCGAGUCUCCCAAAUCAGCCCGGAAGAAAGAAGAGGCCCGGCAGGCAGAAUUUGUCCGGCUUGGCCAGGCCCUCAAAUUGAAGACCAUUGUGAGGGGAGACGCCCCAACUAUUUUAGCCACUACAAGCCUUUGUAAGAAAGAGCCCUGGGAAUCCCAAUGCUUCUGCAGCAAUUUCCCGCACGAAGUCAUUUGUGCCGAUUCCUGGGGACAGUCCCUGCUGGUCUCAACGGAUGUUGGUGUCCUUCUCCUAGACGAUGGGCAGCCUCUCAUCCCAGUGUUCGACAAAACCUUGCAGAUCAAACAGAUGCACGUACUUGAAACAUUGGACCUUCUAAUUACUAGAGCAGACAAAGGCAAGGAGGCACGGCUUCUGGUGUUCAGGCUGAACGUCCUGUGGAAAGGCGUCGAAGCCCGGCUAAGCAGGAGCAAAAGUGAAUGUCGAGAAAACAAGCUGGAGAAAACAAAAGGCUGCCAUCUGUACGCCAUCAACACCCACCACAGCAACGAACUGCGGAUCAUCGUCGCCAUCCGAAACAAGCUCCUUCUCGUCACCCGGAAGUUCCGGCGGUGGGAGACUCUGAACGGUGCCCCCUUGGUGUCCCCCCAAUCAGAAUCCCCCGUAGAGGAGUUCCAGUACAUCAGGGAAAUCUGCUUGUCCGAUCCUCCUGUGGUCAUGACCUUGGUGGACGGCCCCACCGGCGAAAACGACAACCUGAUCUGCGUGGCCUACCGACACCAGUUUGACCUGGUCAGCGAGAGCACGGGCGAGUGCUACCGAAUGCACAACGUUGACGCGAGCAGGGUUAAUUUUGUUGCAGCUAUUGAUGUGUAUGAAGAUGGAGAAGCUGCCCUCCUAUUGUGCUAUAACUAUGUUUGCUAUUACCGCAAAGUCUGCCCCUUUAACGGAGGCACAGCUCUGGUCCAACCUCUGGCAUCAGACUACCACUUCAGCUGGAACCAGAUUCCUUAUGCGAUCGUUUGCGCCUUUCCUUACAUCUUGGCCUUCACUAAUGACUCCAUUGAGAUCCGCUUGGUGGUCAACGGGAACCUCGUCCAUACAGCGGUGGUCCCAGCCUUGCAGCUGGUGGCUUCAAGGUCAGAUAUCUACUUCAGAGCAGCCACGGCUGUGAGCGAGGUGUCUAACAGCAGUUCGAAGGAGACCAGCUUGCCUGGGUCCCCUCAGACGCCUUCCGUUCAAGAAAAUCUCAUUUUCUCUCCUUCCUCAGCAGAAGGUGAAGCUUUGGGCCGAAAUAUCUACAAAAUCCCCCUCAGCAAUCUGGUGGGCAGGAGCAUCGAGCGCCCGCUGAAAUCUCCCAUGGUGCCCAAGGUCAUCACCACCCCGACGUCGGCUGGCAUGGCCCCCGUGCCCGUCGCACCUUCCCUCUCCUUGUCGCGGAUAGAGAUCAAACAGAUUGCCAGCAGAACCCGCAAGGAACUGCUCGGCCUCUUAAAUGAUCCUUCUUCCAAGUCCGAAGGUGGUCCAAAGCAGAAGAAGCUUCCAUCAAAAUCAUCAGAACCCAAACAGGGAACUCUACGGUCCUCGAGCAGUGACAGGCUGCUUGUGACCUCCUUCCAGAGCAGUUCCGAAGACCCCCACUUCUCUACUGGCUCAGACGUUGACCCUGCCCCACUGGAGGAGGAAGAGGGCCAGCCCAGCGCUCUCUUCCAACUUGGGGCCUCCUUUGAGGAAGGUGCCAUUGACUUGAAGUGAAGACAACCGGGACAAUCAAUCUUUGCACGCAACUCUCCCGUCCCUCCCUCCCUCCUGUUCUCUGCCAUUGACACCCCCUCCCGCCCCCGUUUUGUACAGCCCUCUAAAACGGUAUCCAUCACAGCAAAAAAGCCCUAGUAAUUUUAGAAAGGGGUCUCCACGUGCGAUCCAAGAGGGGAACCGAAGGAUCCAACUUUGGAUGCCUUGAAUUGUUUCAGUUGAUGGAUUGAUCGAACGAGAGGCCAGGUGUGCGUGCGUGUGCGUAUAGUCCUUUUGGUGAUAAGAGGCGAUCAGCCAGUUCUUUUGUGGUAUUGUUGAAAAACAAAGCUCGGGUGAAGGAUCCGAUGAGUUUUAAUCAGUGCGUUGAUUAAACGUCUCUCUAUUUUCACGUGGGA